Lepus europaeus (European hare) is the source of this 3255-nucleotide messenger RNA. RefSeq names its product ubiquilin 4 (gene UBQLN4). Lineage: Eukaryota; Metazoa; Chordata; Mammalia; Lagomorpha; Leporidae. Gene Ontology annotation, cellular component: cytosol. Gene Ontology annotation, biological process: ubiquitin-dependent protein catabolic process. The record is from RefSeq and is a predicted model, not a curated record. Gene Ontology annotation, molecular function: polyubiquitin modification-dependent protein binding.
CGGGCGGCCGGGUGGCGGCGGCGGCAUGGCGGAGCCGAGCGGGGCCGAGACGAGGCCCCCCAUUCGGGUCACCGUCAAGACCCCCAAGGACAAGGAGGAAAUUGUGAUCUGCGAUCGAGCCUCGGUCAAGGAGUUCAAAGAGGAGAUCUCCCGGAGGUUCAAGGCCCAGCAGGAGCAGCUCGUCCUGAUCUUCGCGGGCAAGAUCCUCAAGGAUGGAGACACGCUGAACCAGCAUGGGAUCAAGGACGGGCUCACUGUCCAUCUGGUCAUCAAGACCCCUCAGAAGGCUCAAGAUCCAGGCACUGCCACUGCCUCUUCCCCCUGCACGCCUGACCCCGCCUCGGCGCCCUCCACCACACCUGCUUCACCUGCCACGCCCGCCCAGCCCUCCACCUCGGGCAGUGCCGCCUCGGAUGCUGGCAGUGGAAGCCGGAGAAGCAGUGGGGGGGGUCCCUCCCCAGGGGCUGGGGAGGGACCCCCCAGUGCUACUGCCUCCAUACUCUCUGGCUUUGGGGGCAUCCUGGGGCUGGGCAGCCUGGGCCUGGGCUCUGCCAACUUCAUGGAGCUGCAGCAGCAGAUGCAGAGACAGCUCAUGUCCAACCCUGAGAUGCUGUCCCAGAUCAUGGAGAACCCGCUGGUGCAGGAUAUGAUGUCCAACCCCGACCUGAUGCGUCACAUGAUCAUGGCCAACCCCCAGAUGCAGCAGCUGAUGGAGCGCAACCCCGAGAUCAGCCACAUGCUCAACAACCCCGAGCUCAUGAGGCAGACAAUGGAACUUGCUCGGAAUCCAGCCAUGAUGCAAGAGAUGAUGCGGAACCAGGACCGGGCCCUGAGCAACCUCGAGAGCAUCCCUGGAGGGUACAAUGCCCUCCGCCGCAUGUACACGGACAUCCAGGAGCCCAUGUUCAGUGCUGCCCGGGAACAGUUUGGCAACAACCCCUUCUCUUCCCUGGCCGGGAACUCCGACAGCUCGUCCUCCCAGCCUCUGCGGACUGAGAAUCGAGAGCCCCUCCCUAACCCCUGGAGCCCCUCGCCCCCCACCUCCCAGGCCCCCGGGUCCGGUGGGGAGGGCAGCGGAGGAUCGGGGACCAGCCAGGUGCACCCGACAGUCUCGAACCCCUUUGGGAUCAAUGCGGCUAGCCUGGGGUCAGGGAUGUUCAACAGCCCGGAGAUGCAGGCCCUGCUGCAGCAGAUCUCUGAGAACCCCCAGCUGAUGCACACGGUGAUCUCAGCCCCCUACAUGCGCAGUAUGAUGCAGACGCUGGCCCAGAACCCCGACUUUGCCGCCCAGAUGAUGGUGAACGUGCCGCUCUUCGCGGGGAACCCCCAGCUGCAGGAGCAGCUCCGCCUGCAGCUGCCUGUCUUCCUGCAGCAGAUGCAGAACCCGGAGUCGCUGUCCAUCCUCACCAACCCCCGCGCCAUGCAGGCCUUGCUGCAGAUCCAGCAGGGGCUGCAGACCUUGCAGACCGAGGCCCCCGGGCUGGUACCCAGCCUUGGCUCCUUCGGGAUGUCCCGGACGGCAGCACCUGCCGCGGGCAGCAACGCCGGGACAGCGCCUGGCCCUGCCUCCUCGCCAGCCCCGCCGGCCACGUCUUCUCCAACAGGGGCUUCCAGUGCCCAGCAGCAGCUCAUGCAGCAGAUGAUCCAGCUCUUGGCAGGAAGCGGAAACUCACAGGUGCAGACGCCGGAGGUGAGAUUUCAGCAGCAACUGGAGCAGCUCAACUCCAUGGGCUUCAUCAACCGGGAAGCCAACCUGCAGGCGCUGAUCGCCACCGGAGGGGACAUCAACGCGGCCAUCGAGAGGCUCCUGGGGUCCCAGCUCUCCUAAUCCCUCCGCCCUGCCUCCAUGCCGGCGUCCGGGUCCUCUGUCCGCCCCGCCCCCUGCAGCUUGUCCCCUCCUCUUCUCCCCUGUCCUCUGCAGAGGACUUCGGAGGCAGGGGCCCCAACCCCAUAGCUCUGUCUCCACCUCCAGCAGAGCCGUUGACAGCAUCUCCCAGUGGGGCCAAUCGGCCCUACCUCUUACCCCACACCACCUUCUGUGGCCUGCCACCUUCUCCGGAGGCGCGGAGGACCCGACCCCCUGGUGCACGGGAACAGUCUUCCAUCAGUCCCUCUGGGGUCUGCCUCGUCUCACGUUCCCUCGCUCUCUUCCUCUCCCCUCCGCCCCUCCUCUCCCAGCCAGUGCUAGAAUCUCCCUCUGAAGGUGAGGGCCGUGACUCCACCCCGUCCCGGUCACCUCCUCACCCGGCACUUUCUCGUGGGCUCCCUCCACUGGGCCUCCAGGGAGGCGAGGAGCAUGCGUGGUCUCCCUGUCUGAAGGGGGAGACCAGACGGAGCCCUCUGGCUGGGAGCUCCCAAGCCCUGCAGCGGCCUUUGGAGACUGUGUGGCGGAGCAGGGGAUGAGGGCUUUGGUUUUUGGAGGAAGGGAAUAGGGAGACCGCCUGUGGAGGGCUGCAAGCUGGAAUGCGCGUGGGGGAGGAGACGCAGUGAGAGCGGUGGCCAGGUCAGGCCUGCCCCUGGCAGGGAGGCAGAGGAGGUGCUGUUGGGGUUUGAAUGGAAAGUGGGGUUCCUGAAGCUCAACAGUGAGACCCAAAAGGGGUGGGGUGGGUUCCGUUUCCCCAAGCACAUUACACACACACACACACACACUUCCAGGAACCCAGCACCUGCCUCUGUGCCCACCCCACGCACAGUGACGGGGAUUACAGUCUCAGAGGGCUGCUUUGUUGGCUUCUGGUUCGGAGCUCAGUCCCACCAGAGAUAAGUGUGUGAGAGGGCCAGGCUACCUGCAGGAGCGCCAGGUCCCUUGGGCUCUGGGUGUUGGGAAACCCGAAGGUAGUGUAGGGGCCCCUCCUGGAGCUGUCGGGGCUGUGCCCAGCACCCUACCACGCCCACUGUUUGAGAGGCGAAGUGGAGGGGUACCCCCUCCCAAGCCACUGGCCUUUGGCAUCUAGGUCCCCGCCCUUUGAGUUCCGCACUGUUUCUCUCCAGGCCGGAAAGUUGUGUUUAAGGAAAGAGUGGGAAGGGUGGCGGUGAUGCCUUGGAUCUGGAAUUGGACAUUUCUCUACUGCGGCACAGCCGGGGCUCCUGCCACCGCCCGCUCGGCGCACCCCGUGGCUGAGAACGUGGAAGCGAGAGGGAACCAGACUCAGCUCCAAGUGGGAAAGGGGCAGCCCGGAGGAGACGUCUGCGGCCCGCCCGCCCUCCCUGCCUGCCCCCACACUGGACUUUGUAAAUAAAUGGUGUGGUCUUUGU